Molecule: messenger RNA, 2574 nt
Organism: Rattus norvegicus (Norway rat)
Lineage: Eukaryota; Metazoa; Chordata; Mammalia; Rodentia; Muridae
Gene: Ms4a4cl1
Product: membrane-spanning 4-domains, subfamily A, member 4C like 1
Cellular component (GO): membrane
Source: RefSeq, a predicted model, not a curated record
UGGGGGGAAGUCCUGUCACAAUCAACCAGUCUGGCAUCUACAAAGGUGAAUCGCUGUCCUGUGAAAACACACAAGCAACGCUUCUCUUGGAAUAAACCAUCUGACAUCUGAUCCUUUUCAUUGUCUGUACUGUGUCUUCUGCCCUGGAAACCAUGCAAGGACUGGCGCAGACAACCAUGGCAGUGGUUCCUGGAGGAACUCAGCCCUUGGAGCCAUCUGUUAUAAAAUCACAAAGGUGGAACGAGAACAAAGAGACAUUCCUGAAGGGGGAACCCAAAGUCCUAGGGGUGGUACAAGUUAUGAUUGCUCUCAUAAACCUCAGCUUAGGAAUAAUAAUGAUGAUACCUACAUUUGUUGAACGACCCUUUUCAGUGAUCUUACUGGCCCCAAUUUGGGGACCAAUAAUGUUCAUUAUCUCCGGAUCCCUGUCAAUUGCAGCAGGAGUGAAAACGACAAAGAGCCUGGUCAUCAGCAGUCUAAGUCUGAACGCGAUCAUCUCUGUGGUGGCUGCAGCUGUAAGCAUUAUUAGUAUCAUCAGUGUCGUUGUGGGUGCAUAUUCUUCCCGUUUUUAUGCGCAUCCAAUCGUAAAUGCUUUGGAUGUUUUGAUGUUAAUUUUAAAUAUACUAGAAUUCUGCAUUGCUGUGUCCAUCUCUGCAUUUGGAUGUAAUGCUUCCUGUUGUAACUCCAGUGAGGUUCUUGUAGUGGUACCAUCAAAUCCUGCUGUGACAGUGACGGCACCCCCCAUGACACUUCAAACAUUGUUACCAUAAGGAUACCAAUGGAAAAAUGUUCCAGAAAAUCUGUAUAAGAACCACCCUGGAGAAAGAGUCUAAUUUUGAUGUGUGUGUGUGUGUGUGUGUGUGUGUGUGUGUGUGUGUGUGUGUGUGUAUGCAAGCAUUUCCCUGGGAAAUUAACACUUCAUUUCACUGGCUUUUGGGGGGGGGAGGAUAUUAGACAUACUGAAAAUAUGUAAAUCAAGCAAUUACUAGAUCAAUAAAACUUUAACAUCCUCCAUUCAUUGGAAUUACAAGGGGCAAUGCAUUAGCAAAGAAGUUUUCAAUGCAAAUUGAAAAGAAAACUUGUGUUACAGAAGUGAGGUCUGGAAAGAAUGAAGAGUGGAGUUCACAUCUUUUUUUUUUCUCCAUCUUUAUUAAAUUGGGUAUUUCUUAUUUACAUUUCAAUUGUUAUUCCCUUUCCCCGUUUCCAGGAAACAUCCCCCAACCACUCCCCUUCCCAUUCUAUAUGGGUGUUCCCCUCACCACCCUCCCCCCAUUCCCGCCCUCCCCCCCACAGUCUAGUUCACUGGGGGUUCAGUCUUAGCAGGACCCAGGGCUUCCCCUUCCACUGGUGCUCUUACUAGGAUAUUCAUUGCUACCUAUGAGGUCAGAGUCCAGGGUCAGUCCAUGUAUAGUCUUUAGGUAGUGGCUUAGUCCCUGGAAGCUCUGGUUGCUUGGCAUUGUUGUUCAUAUGGGGUCUCGAGCCCCUUCAAGCUCUUUCAGUCCUUUCUCUGAUUCCUUCAGUGGGGGUUCUAUUCUCAGUUCAGUGGUUUGCUGCUGGCAUUCACCUCUGUAUUUACUGUAUUCUGGCUGUGUCUCUCAGGAGCGAUCUACAUCCGGUUCCUGUCGGCCUGCACUUCUUUGCUUCAUCCAUCUUAUCUAAUUGGGUGGCUGUAUAUGUAUGGGCCACAGGUGGGGCAGGCUCUGAAUGGAUGUUCCUUCUGACUCUGUUUUAAUCUUUGCCUCCCUAUUCCCUGCCAAGGGUAUUCUUGUUCCCCUUUAAAGGAGGAGUGAAGAGUUCGCAUUUUGGUCAUGCUUCUUGAGUUUCAUGUGGGAGUUCACAUCUUAAUUGGGGCUUUUGCUAAAUAAGUAGAUUUAGCUGCUCAUGAUCUUGAACAGACACAUAAAGUAUGUAGGACAACAGGUGUGUUAAAGCACUAAUGGUAGCAACCAAUUUUAAUCACUUUGUGCUCAUCAUAUAAUAACAGUAGUGUAUACUUCAUUGAUAAAGAGAAAAUUACAAUAAAAGUGGCUGAAAUUAAAAUAUCUGAUUAUUGAAUACACACACAUAUUCAUAAAUCUAUACCCGUGUGUGUAUACAUAUAUAUAUAUAUAUAUAUAUAUAUAUAUAAAUUUAGUGCAUCUCUCUGUAUGUACAGAGUAUAUGUAUAGUAUGGAUAUGGAAAUUAUAGAGAAUACACAUACCUAUAUGUGUAUAUAUUGCAUAUGACCUAAAAAUCACUUAUCACUGUGGUUUGAAGCUGUAAUCUCAUCUACAGGUUCAUGUCUCUGGACGCUCAGUUCCAAGGAGAGUCAUGCUCUUUUGAGAGAUUACUGAAUCUUUCAGAUAAGAGGCCUAACUUGUGAAACUAAGUCACUUUGUUUGCUUUGAAGGUUACACUGCCUUGCAGUUGAAUGUUCACAUUACCUUUCUGGUUAAAAGCAAUAUCUAAAGACUCUGCUAUCAGCCUAAAUUACCCAAAGAGAAAUAAUUGUCAGUAGAUUCUUAGAUAAAUUAAUUAUAAGUAUGUGUCGAUGUUAAUUAUUCAUUAUAGAAUAAAUCUAGAGCUUGCAUUAA